Messenger RNA from Hyaloperonospora brassicae, 708 nucleotides. The record is from the annotation of a GenBank genome assembly. Lineage: Eukaryota; Oomycota; Peronosporomycetes; Peronosporales; Peronosporaceae.
AUGGUUGGCAAACUUGAGAUUCAAAGCACAAUGAGCGAGCUAUCGUGUGGCGGCUGCCACGAGGACGUCGGCCCUGUGCACGCAUGCUCGAUAUGUUCGGCAUAUAUGCAUCGUUGGCGUGGAAUGCCACAAGGCGACGAAGGGUUUGGCCAGCCUGUUCUGUGUCCAUCCUGCGAGCAGCUCCAGACUGCAGCGGUUAUUGACUAUGCCUCUCCAAUGAUCGCGGCUUUCGAAGGCAGCGACUGCGACAGUGCGUCUAGCCACGAUGCGAAGAGUGACCGCUUAGCCGCUCCAAAGUGUCAAAAGGAGCGCCAAUCUGUAAGUACGAUUCACAACAGACGGCGCGCUGUGCGCUGGAUGGAAUCCAAGUUCGCCGACGGCGCCAAAACACUGUUUGCAACCACUGUGGAUGCUUUUACCGAUGUAUUUAACUCGUCAUCGCGCCAGUCUGAUUUGAGAAAGGCCGUUAGGUGGUGGAAGGCGCGCGAGAUUUUGCUGAGUUCGCCUCGAGGAUCUAUAACGGUGUCAAAAGUGAUGCAGAACGGCCGUCAGCUUAUCAUAUCCAAGGCUCUGAGCGGAUGUGGUAGAAAGUGGAGUCACUGGGUGACGUGGAUGUACCCACGUGUCCGAUCUGAGUUUGUCGACUGCGCAAGGCCGGGCUCCAGUUUGAUUCACCUCUUCUGCGCCAAGUUGCAGUCCAAGUUUUGA